AUGCCUGAGUCAAAGAAUCACAUCGAUGAAAAGUGGAAAAAUCAUUUUGAAUUUAUCCUCUCAGUCGUUGGAUAUGCUAUUGGAUUAGGAAACAUAUGGAGAUUCCCAUAUCUUGCUUAUACGAAUGGCGGAGGAGCAUUUUUGAUACCUUAUUUGUUAUUCCUAGUUCUCACUGGAAUCCCCAUGUUUUAUCUAGAAUUUUGCAUUGGACAGUUUAGUUCUUGUAGACCAAUUAAUGCAUUUUCUAUGGUACCAAUUUUCAAAGGAAUUGGAAUCUCAAUGGCAGUUAUAUCAGGAUUAGUUACCAUGUAUUAUAAUAUUAUUGUUUCCUACGCACUUAUAUACUUUGUUAAAUCGUUUGCAAGUCAGCUUCCGUGGGAAACGUGUAACAAUUCUUGGAACUCUAUACAUUGUACAGACAGAACACAAAAUAUCACAGUUAAUAUUUCUUUUUUAAAAAUCCCUCAAUUAGAAAUUACAUCUUACAGCAAUCUAGCAGUUGUAUAUGUUACAUCAAUAUUGCCAUAUAUCUUAAUAACUGUAAUGUUGGUUCGGGCCAGUCUUCUGCCAGGCUCACAUAAUGGCAUUCUGUAUUUUAUUAAACCUGAUUGGUCAAGACUGUUGGAUAAAUCUGUCUGGAUAGCUGCUGCAACACAAAUAUUUUAUUCAAUGGGUAUUGGAUUCGGAUCUUUACUACUGUAUGCUUCAUAUAACGAUUUUAAUAACAAAUUCGAAAGGUAA
Molecule: messenger RNA, 741 nt
Organism: Octopus sinensis (East Asian common octopus)
Lineage: Eukaryota; Metazoa; Mollusca; Cephalopoda; Octopoda; Octopodidae
Product: sodium-dependent proline transporter-like
Exons: 7
Coding region: 1-741 (246 amino acids)
Biological process (GO): sodium ion transmembrane transport
Cellular component (GO): membrane
Source: RefSeq, a predicted model, not a curated record